AUGUGCUCCUUUCUGGCGGCAAAUCAACUUAUCACAAAUCUGGCCUUCGUAAACUUCUUCCUGCAACCACGGGGGCCAGAUGUGACGACACACGUCCGUUUACAUGGCUUUGACUUUGUUCACAACUUGUUGCACAUGACAGGUGAACGGCGACCCCAACCCUUCGUCUCUUCUGAUGGCCGCAUCGUGGCUCUUUUCAAUGGAGAGAUCUACAACUGGCGGCGUUUGAGUGAAGAGGCCCAGUCGCGCGGGCUGCCAGCGUUUCAGUCGGACGGCGAAGCCAUUUUACCCACCUACGCCAUGGCAGGGGAGUCGUUCCCUUUGGCUUUGCAUGGGGAGUUUGCCAUCGCCAUUUUUGAUUUUGAAAGUCGCAAGGCAGUGUUUGCUAUGGAUGCUUUUGGUACUAAGCCACUGUGGUAUGCACUCAGUGGAGGCAAGUUGGCAGUCGCUUCUUACAAAAGUGGGCUUCUUCGACUGGGGUUCCUGAGCAAAGACAUACACAUGGUGGGCCCUAAUAGGGUCCUGACCAUUUCCUUGGAGACAUUCAGCAUAGUGAAGCAAACGGCUGUUUUUGAGUUUGACCUACGGCAGUUCAAGACUUCGACGGAGGACUUUAUCCAUGCCUUCAACGAAGCUGUGCAGUUGCGAACCCAGGAUUUGGAGCAAACGGGCCGACCAUUGUUCAUUGGGCUCUCGUCUGGCUUUGACUCCGGGGCGAUCCACGCCUCCUUACACCAGAAUUCCGUCCGACAUCACGCCUUUGCGCUGUUGGCUGAGGAGAUGCCACAAAUGCUCCAUGACCGGGCCAUGUUUGCCAAGUCCACUUCGGAGGUCUCUGUGGUUCUGAUGAACGAUUGGGACUUUGAGCAAGAACGAGAGUGGCUGUCAGAGAGAGCUGAGCCGUUCAACUACUUGGGACGUAACUUGACUGGGCAAAUCAAUGUACUAGACGACUAUGCGGCCAUUGGCUUAAGCUACAUCGUCCGCUUGAGCCGGGACCGUGGAGCCUUAUGCUACCUCUCUGGUACCGGCCUCUUUCCGGAAAAUCUGUCGACCAUCUUCCCCUGGGGCGAGUUCUUCCUAUCAACUCAGCGAGACUACCUGCACAAGGAAGAACAUGAAGUGAAGAAUCGGGAAUACAAGUCUCCUUUGCAUGAUGCCUUCGUGGGCUGGGGAUAUCCCUUUGAGAGGAGGAAGAAAACAGGCUUUGCCGCACGCGCCAAUUUGGUCUCAGACGACUACAGCAUCCUUUGGCGCUACAACACCCACCCACCGGUGCCAUGUGGCCCGCAUGUCGCGCCCAAUACCAUCUCUUUGUGCACCGACAUGGGCCAGGGGCUCGCAUGCGAAGUGAAAUGCUCAGAUGAUCAGCCACCCAGUACCGAUACCUUACGCUGUGGUCAUCGUGGCUUGUGGGUGGGGCACAUCGAGUGUGGCGGCAACUCCUCAGCGACCCUGUGGCCCAAGAACGGGCCGGCCCCCCCCCCGGGUGGUGGAACAGGGCUAGGCCGCUAG
Messenger RNA from Durusdinium trenchii, 1515 nucleotides. The record is from the annotation of a GenBank genome assembly. Lineage: Eukaryota; Dinophyceae; Suessiales; Symbiodiniaceae.